Molecule: messenger RNA, 1656 nt
Organism: Fonsecaea erecta
Lineage: Eukaryota; Fungi; Ascomycota; Eurotiomycetes; Chaetothyriales; Herpotrichiellaceae
Exons: 3
Coding region: 1-1656 (551 amino acids)
Biological process (GO): DNA replication; DNA replication initiation
Cellular component (GO): nucleus; nuclear origin of replication recognition complex
Molecular function (GO): DNA replication origin binding
Source: RefSeq, a predicted model, not a curated record
AUGGUGACUUUAUUACCUCCUGAACUGUUGUGUUUGAUCCUGCAGAAAUGCCCUUGCCGGAGAUCACAGAUCGAGGAACUUGCGACGUACUACAAUGAAGUUUUCCCCAGUCCUUCGGUCCUCGUUGCCUACGGCCUGGAGAGCACAAGCAAGACAACAGCCAUCGUCGAAGUGCUGAGAUGCAGAGAAAUCUCACAUGGAAUCAUCAAAAGCCGGGAGUGUCUCUCCCAGAGGCACCUGCUGUCCAAGAUGUUUGCGGUCUGCGUGGGUGCGCUGGGACAGGAGAGCCAGACGGAACAUUUCGACAGGACCGACAGCAUCAACGCGCUCCUGGGCAACCUGCGCAAGCUGUCUGAACGGGUGCGCGGGAAGAAAUUCGUGGCGGUGGUCGAGGAUGCCGAUGCGCUGAAGCAGCCUGGACCAACACUGCUCCCUGCGCUGGCACGGCUGGGAGAUCUGGUCCCUGGCUUCUCAAUCAUAUUGACCUCGAGCUCCCCGAGACCGCUCAACCUGCACAAGGCCGGUGUGCCAUGUAUACACUUCCCACCCUAUACACGCUCCGAAGCGAUCUCGAUCGUCGUAUCUCGAACCACACCUUCGCUCUCAGACGGGCUCGCCGCGGCCUCUGGGGGAAUCGACGAGGCUGCGCUGUCAAAGCUAUUUGCUCAGUUCGCGGUUACAGUCUACGACAGCCUGAUCUCAUCGACUGCUGCAACAUCUAUCGAGACCUUUGGUCUGGCAUGUGAGAGGCUGUGGCCGCGGUUCAUAGAGCCGAUGGUGUCGGGUCAUGAACCGCCUGGGAGAGCGAAAUCGUGGGACUUUGCAAGACUACUGGUGCAAAAUCGCGGGUUGUUUCGGUCAGAGGGCGAGGAUGCUUUGCAGAACACGUUUCCAAGAAGACCGCUCUCAGAUGCCCCUGAAAGUGAUCGGCCUCUACAUCAUGUUUCGUCCGGGGGUGGUCCAUCAGGCUCGGAUCAUGUUAUACCAAGUGCGCCAGCAACGCCGUCAAGACGUGCCCCUUCAGAAUCCCACCAGCCGGCAUCGUUGAGGCAAGCCACCUCCAACCCAUUAUUCUCCGAACCAUCCAUGACCCGGCCGUCACUUCUCAAGCAUUUUCCAACCCUCGUGCUGCUCUCGGCAUACCUUGCAAGCCAUACGCUACCCAAGCAUGACAUCCUGCUCUUCUCCCGCCUCAGCGCGUCGUCGAGCUCGAUUAGCAGGAAAAUCCGCCGGCUGCGGCAUACGCCAACCAAAAGGAAAACGGCGUCGGCCACCCCGAGUGGCACGCCGACCAAGAAUGCCGCCGCGACCCCAUCCACAAAAUCGCGGACCAGGUCUGUGUUUGCCGCUGGGGCCCAGUCGGGCAUUCCUCGACCGUUCACGCUUGAGCGCCUCGUGGCGAUUCUCCGGGCGAUUCACCCGCAGGGCAUCCCCAACCGGCCUGGACGUGGCGUGAGUGAUCGCAUAUACCGUGAGCUUGGAGAGCUGGAGAGACUGAGGCUCGUGGUGCGGUCGACGUCUGGAUCCGGCGUGGCCAUGGGGGACGAUGCAGGAGAUGAGAAAUGGCGGGUCAAUGUAGGGAGAGAAUGGGUGGUGAACAUGGGACACCUGUGGGGGAUGGGCGUCAGUGAGUACGAAAUAGACCACGACCAGUAG